Messenger RNA from Aspergillus versicolor CBS 583.65, 309 nucleotides. RefSeq names its product Clr5 domain-containing protein. The annotation marks the transcript as partial. The record is from RefSeq and is a predicted model, not a curated record. The transcript is spliced from 2 exons. Lineage: Eukaryota; Fungi; Ascomycota; Eurotiomycetes; Eurotiales; Aspergillaceae.
GUGGAAUCUGCGGCAUGGGAUAGGUACAAGGAGGAGAUUAUCUCGCUUUAUCGCGAGUCGAGCUUGAAGGACACCAUGAUCAAGAUGGAUGAAAAGCAUGGCUUCCAAGCGAGUAAAAGUCAAUACAGAGCAAGGCUCAAAGCCUGGAAAAUUGGCAAACAUGCUACUGCUGAUGUUUGGGUGUUCAUCAAUGGCAGACUGAAAAAACGCACACGAGCAGGGAAGAAGACCGACGUCCUUCUAUAUGGAGAACUACAGCCUCCCCAGAAGGUGGCCAAGGAGAUCGCAAGGAAUGUCACCGUGGUUGAC